GUCAUCUGCAUAUUUAUUUAAAUCAAAGUUGUUUAUAUCGUGGACAUAAAAGGUUACGCUAACGAUGUCAGCCAGGUUGCGUAAUCUAAAUCCGUAUGAGUUACAUAAGCAUUUAGUUAAUAUAUACUGUUUGAAUAAAAAAGGCUCCACUGCCAAUCUUAAACGGGACACCUCCAGAGAUCGCACAGACCUCGACGUCAUUAGAGAAAACCACAAAUUUCUCUGGGAAGAUGACGAUGUCGCCGACACCUGGGAGAAACAAUUAGCUAAAAAGUAUUAUGAUAAGCUCUUCAAAGAGUAUUGUAUCUGUGAUUUAAGCAGAUAUAAAGAAAAUAAAGUAAGUUUGGAGUUUAUUUUUAUAUAGAAAAUACAAAUAGAUUGAAAUGAUUAAUGCUAUUAAUUAAACAAAACAAUAAUAGUAAAAUUACCAAUCAUGUGUAGAUUGUUAAAGAGUUUAAUCAUAGCUUUUCAUAAUAUUAUAAUACGAGGAGCAGAGAUAUUACUAACGGUCAAUACUCUAUACAUAAUAUAAUAUGCCAUACUACUGAUACUAUUUGCAUUUGAGAAUUUAUAUGCGACAUUGAAGAUAAAAUUAUGUACGUCGAUCUCCCCUAACUAUUAAAGGUUGAGCCGGGGCUGGUGAAAUUCAAUUAUUUUUUUGCCCGAGAGACCUUCCUUUGUGUGAUAUACUAGGGUGCGCAACAAUAACCGUAGUGCCUUUUUGUAGGCUAAAUAUAGCCCCUGUACAUUCACCCGCGUUGUUAUAUUAAAGUAACAAGAGCACAUCUGCCUCCUCUUUUAAUGUCACGGUUGGAAGUGACGAAAAACUGAAUUGUUAGCGAUUGGUGUAAAUAUAUAUUAUGCAUAUAUGUAGGUACUUAAUUAAAUUUGAUUAUUAGGUGAAAAAGAUCGAAAGUAAAUAUUUAAGUAAAAAUCUGCACACUUAUGCUCUUCUUAUGAUUGAGCAUUUUUACUUUCUCAGACAAAAAGGUUUCAUUGCUGGUAAACAAAGCUUUAAAAACUAAACUUUAAUUGCAUUUAACAAUUUCAUGAAAGCCGACUCUGUUCGGAAUUGGCUUGCGCUGCCACGGUUAGGCUAGCUAGGUCAUAAUUAUGCGUUACAUUAGUAUAAGGAAUCUUUUUCUUUAAUAAAAAUACGAUGUGGGUAAAGUCCACAGUCCACACGAGAAUCAUUUACCUACUUUUUUAGGCUAAGAAUAUUAUCGUAAAAUUCAGAAACAAAUAAUUAUGGUUAAAUAGUGUUCCGAAGUAAUAAAUUAUAUAAGAUAUCAUCUAAGAUGGACCGUAAAUGUUAUCCAAGAUUUCUGAAUGGCUCUUCGGCAUGGUCAGAAUAAUAUGGGUCUUUUCCUAUGAAAUUGCCGUUCUGCAGUAGAUACUGGCCAUUUCAAAACAAAAUAAUUGUUGUUAGGCUAAGAAUUCUAAUUUCAAAUUAAGUUUUCAAAAUUAGUCAUUUGUUUAUUGAUUAGCGUUAUGGAUACGUUAAAAAUUCGAGUAAUUAUGAAAUAUGAGUACCGUCGUAGCAGCCACGCGGCACAAGCGCCACGCAACAUCAACGACGUUUACGGAGCGAAUACUACAAACGAAGCACCACCUUCCCCGCUUUCGUUCUGGAAUUUUCAACCUGAAAAAUGACCCAGUGGUCGUCCGAAAACUUUGGUCGACAAUUACGAAUUAAAGACUGUUGUGGAAGCUGAUGAUACUCAAUCUACGGUUGAACUAGCAGCAGCUUUCGACAUUAACACUAAAACAAUAUUGGUCUAUUUUCGUUAAAUUGGCAAUGUUUGACAAAUGGGUGCUCCACGAACUCAAUGGUCGCCAGCGCGAAGUAUACGCUUCGAAACGUGCCUUGCUCAACUAGCACAAAUUUACGAAGAAAUUUUAAACCGCAUUGUUACCUGCGACGAAAAAUGGAUUCUGUUUGACAAUCGCAAGCGCUCAGCAAGUUGGUUGGAUCCUGGUUCAGCACCUAAACAUUGUCGUAAACGAAAACUUACCCCCAGAAAAGUAAUGGUCACUGUUAGGUGUUCUAGCGCCGGUGUGAUUAAUUACAGCUUCUUACCAAACGGGAUGAGCAUUAAUUCAGAUGUGUAUUGUAACGGACUGAACACAAUGAUGGAGAAGCUCGUAUGUCUCCAACAAGCUGUGGUCAAUUGCUCGUCCCCGCUGCUCCUGCACGACAACGUGCGACCUCAUACUGUAAAACACACGGUCUACAAAUUACAAAAGCUGGGGUUGGGAGCUCUCGUUAAUCCCCCGUACUCACCAGACCGUGCUCCUACAGACACUUUCCAGAAUUUGGAUAACUUUUAGGCGGGAAAAAUUUAAUAUCGGAGAGGCAGUACAAAAUGCCUUUGAAGAAUUUGUUGUCUCCCGUGCAUCUGAUUUAUUCAAGAAGAGCAUAAAUACUCUGCCACUGCAUUGGCAAAGAUGCAUCGAUAGAUUGCAUGGGAGAUUACUUAGGUUAAUAGAUAU
This is a messenger RNA of Parnassius mnemosyne (clouded apollo), 2493 nucleotides long. The record is from the annotation of a GenBank genome assembly. NCBI's taxonomy places the organism in Eukaryota, Metazoa, Arthropoda, Insecta, Lepidoptera, Papilionidae.